AUGGUCUUGCGAAAACGAGCUCCUCCGCACCUCUAUAACCUUAGCCAAGGGAAUGCUUGUUUUGAACCUCGCACCUCAGCAUCGCAGACCUCCCCGACUGCCAAAUCUACGUUGUCUCCGUCCCCUAAACGUUUAACUCGUCCCCGUCGAGCUCAAAGCACCCCUCAGCCGCAUCGGCUCCCCUCACAGGAAUCGGUCUAUUCUCCGGACCUCAACACCUCACCAGCGUUUGACCUUAUGCCCUUAGAACAGGCACUAAAGUCCCCGGUUCGGUCGUCAACCGGCGAAGCCCAAAACCCAUGGGCUGAUGACCAACUAGGGAGCCAAUGGCAGAGCGGUCUGGAGCAUAAUACCGCAGGGCAGCCACCUGUUACUGGCAAUGACUCGAAAGAGGGAGGGGCCGUCAGCGGUGGGAGGGAGCUGGCCUCUAGUGAAUGGCAGCUGAACUCAGGACUCAACGAUGCCUCUGAGUGGGAGCGCUCACGAAACUCUCCUAUUCCGUUGCGCUCGAAUAACCCAUUUCUUAAAGUUCGACAGCCUGAAAAUAAUCCGUGGGAAGACAGAAAUUCUCGUACAGUGUCCGAAGACACAGCCUCUUUAUCACAGGACGACGCAAGUGCUCGACUCGGCAAAGAUGAAGGUUAUAUUCCUAUGACAGCUCGUCUUUCUCUUUUUGACCAGCCGGUAUCAGAAUCCCCGUGGAUUGAAGAACAAUCUAAUAAUCUUGAACCUCCAUCAACUGUACAUCAAAGUCAACAUCCGUCUCCCCAGUCCUAUCAAUACCCAGACAAUGAACACGAUGAUAGGAACGUGUCCCCUAUUCCCUUCCCAGAAUCACAGGCUGUUGUCCAUAGCAACCAACCCGCCUACACACCGCAGCCUUCACAACAACAGCAUGAUUCUGGGAAAUUGUCGCCAGAUAAUGAGAUAGCCACUCCAGCGACUAUUUCUACCGCGACUAGCGGUUCAUCCCAUGUGCUCAUUGACUUUAACGAGAGCCUUCAGCCAAACACGGGAACGGACCAAAACAAGGCAGCCUCACCUAUCUACGAGCCUACCGUGAAUGGGAGACAGGAGUCCCAAGAGUCCCAAGUAUCCUCACAAAUAGCACUGGAGAGUGCCCCACCUCUUCCAGAUCGUGCAAACGUCUCUCGUUCUGAUCAUGGUGUUACGUCUGAAGAGACUCCCGUUAUCUCAACCUCUGAAGCUGAAGGAAAUCGACAGCAGGAGAAAAAAUUAGAAACCUAUUCGAUAAGACACGUCAAUUGGACUGACGUAACCGGGAAACUGCGGGAUUCUCCAGUUCUAUCCCAGAAUAAAAAUGGACCAUGCCCAUUACUCGCACUCGUCAAUGCACUCGUGCUACGUGCAAACCCAGAUACUCAGUCGCCUAUCGUUAGAGCACUGCAGACAAGAGAGCAGAUCUCCUUGGGGCUGUUGAUUGAGGCAUUGUUUGAUGAAUUGACCACGUGCCUGGGCCCUGAUGAUGAACUUCCGGAUAUUGAGGCCCUCAGUCGGUUUUUGACCAUGUUACAUACUGGCAUGAAUGUCAAUCCGCGGCUAAUACUGGAGUCAAAUGAUGCAGUUGGAACGUUUCGUCAGACAGACGAUAUCAGACUAUAUAGCACAUUUGGCGUGCCCUUGGUACAUGGUUGGGUUGCAGCCCUAUCAACGGAUGUUCACAUGGCAUUAAUGCGGAUCGCGCAAUAUCAUGAAGACGUCCAGUUACUUCAUUUUCGUAAAGAGGAACUCGAGGAUCGCAUUUUUCACGGAGGCUCUCUUGAAGCAGAGGAAGAGCAGGAAAUGAAAGACAUUCAAUUGAUCCAACAUUUUACUGACGUAGAAAAUGCAACCCAACUCAGCAUGUUUGGGCUGGAUUGCCUGACAGAGAAGCUGCCACCUGGAUCAUUAUCCAUAUUAUUCCGGAAUGAUCAUUUCUCUACCCUUUAUAAACACCCACAGUCCAAGAAGCUAUUUGCACUGGUCACAGAUGCGGGUUACUCCGGCCAUGCGGAAAUUGUAUGGGAGAGUCUUGUUGAUGUCAAUGGAUCUAGUGCCGGAUUUUUUGCCGGCGACUUUCGACCGGUUGGUCAUACUUCCUCGCCUGGGGCCUCUGAUCCGUCCGGCCCCCGAAUGUCCAGCAAUACGCGGACCCCUUCAGCCCCAAGUGAACAGCACAGUUCAACACUCUCUGCCCAAGAACAAGCAGAUGCGGACUAUGCUUAUGCACUGUCCCUUCAGUACCAAGAAGAAGAACAGCGAGAAAGUACGGGGGAUAGCAGGAUGCAGAAUCCGCUGCGGGCUACAGAUCCACGCCAUAGCCGCCAGGGCUCAUCCGGCUUCACAAAUGGAAGCAUCAGCCCGCAUACAUCCUAUUCAGGCAAUCGGUCUUCUCGUCAGAGUCAACAUGUUAGACAAGCCCAGCAUCAGUCUAAUUCUCAAAUGGCGAAUGAUGGGCAGGAUGAUGCCCCUCCGCCUUCGUACGAACAGGCGGCUAGCAGUCCAAUCUAUCCGUCUCCACGAAGGAGUCCCAAUCCCAUGAAUAACACUUCCUAUGCCGGCCAAUACCCCGGAAGUCGAGGAGGACGACGACCCCCGGGAACUUCCAUCCCGGGAGGGCCUCCAGAACGCACUAAGGAUCGAAAUAAAGAGUGUGUAGUCAUGUGA
Molecule: messenger RNA, 2667 nt
Organism: Aspergillus tanneri
Lineage: Eukaryota; Fungi; Ascomycota; Eurotiomycetes; Eurotiales; Aspergillaceae
Product: MINDY family deubiquitinase
Exons: 3
Coding region: 1-2667 (888 amino acids)
Biological process (GO): protein K48-linked deubiquitination
Cellular component (GO): cell periphery; cytosol
Molecular function (GO): cysteine-type carboxypeptidase activity; K48-linked deubiquitinase activity; cysteine-type deubiquitinase activity
Source: RefSeq, a predicted model, not a curated record